This is a messenger RNA of Pelobates fuscus (common spadefoot toad), 2347 nucleotides long. RefSeq names its product DNA-directed DNA/RNA polymerase mu-like. The record is from RefSeq and is a predicted model, not a curated record. NCBI's taxonomy places the organism in Eukaryota, Metazoa, Chordata, Amphibia, Anura, Pelobatidae. Gene Ontology annotation, cellular component: nucleus. Gene Ontology annotation, biological process: double-strand break repair via nonhomologous end joining. The coding region runs from base 388 to 1956 and encodes 522 amino acids. Gene Ontology annotation, molecular function: DNA-directed DNA polymerase activity; DNA binding. The transcript has 13 exons.
AUUAAUUAAUAGGAAGGGGGUAGUUAUGUGUCUGGGUAUAUACAGUGGUGGUAGUAUUUAAUAGGGAGGGUAGUAGUGUUUGGGUAUACACAGUGGUGGUAGUAUUUAAUAGGGAGGGUAGUAGUGUUUGUGGACACAGAUGUAGUGGGGGGAUAUAUAAAUAAGGGGAGUAUUGUGAGUGGAUACCUUUUAUAGUACACUUUAUAGUGUUUGUUGCGUUGCUGUGUAGAGGUGGCACUUGUAUAGUGUUAGAGAAGGGGGGGUCCCGGGAUUAUAACUCUUUCAUUGUGCGGCUGGCGGGGGGUGAUUGGAGUUGCAGUCUAUUUGCGGGGAGAGGCUGGUUCUCCAGCCUAGCUGUACAUUACGAGGAAGCACAAUGCAGGAAAUAUGCUGAUUUUGGGUAGGUGCUGUAAUUCAGCAAUGUUCAACAUUCCUUUAAAAAGGAGAAAGAGAGAAAACGCAUAUCCAAGUGGUUUUCCUCUACCUGAAUGUUUGUUUCCUGAUGUUUGUGUGUUCCUGGUGGAGCGCAGGAUGGGGUCUGGCCGGAGAAACUUCCUCACGGCACUGGCACAGAGGAAAGGAUUCUGUGUGGUGUCAGAGUACAGUGAUAGAGUUACUCAUGUGGUGUCAGAACAAAACUCCAGCUCUGAUGUCAUGGCAUGGAUUGAGAGGCUUACAGGCCAGCCAGUGCUGUCUAGGGAAACUAAGGAUGGACCACAUCUUCUAGACAUCUGCUGGUUCACAGAGAGCAUGAGUUCUGGAAAACCUGUAGUGGUGGAACCCAGACACUGUCUAGGGGUUGUACAGCCCCUGGCUACUCCUGAAAAAGUACUCAGAACGCAGAUGCCAUCAUAUACUUGUCAGAGACGAACACCAUUAAACCAUCAUAAUAGCACACUUACGGACGCUCUUGAAAUUCUUGCACGGGCAGCUUUCUUUCAAAGUUCAGAAGUUCGCUAUUUAGGUUUCACUAGGGCUGCAUCUACAUUAAAGUCUUUGCCCUUUAAAUUGCAAUCUGCAGAGGAAGCCAAGGAUCUGCCGUGGUGUGGAGGUCACUGCAAAACAGUCAUCCAGGAAAUCCUGGAAGGAGGAGUAUGCAGAGAAGUGGAAACUAUUAAAAGCAAUGCGCAAUACCAGGCUAUGCAGCUUUUAACAGGUAUUUAUGGCGUUGGUGUGCGUACGGCAGAGCGGUGGUACCAGGAGGGUAUACGAAAUCUUAAUGACCUAAAAAACACAGAAUCCAAACUAACAGUAGAGCAGAGAACAGGGUUACAAUAUUAUAAAGACUUGCAGCAACCUGUGACUCGUGAAGAAGCAGAACGGGUAGAACAGCUGGUAAAGGAUGCUUUGCUGAGGUUCAUCCCAGAUGUCCAGAUUACAAUGACGGGAGGGUUCCGUAGGGGAAAGCUGGAGGGCCAUGAUGUGGACUUCCUUAUCACACAUACUAAUGAAAGUGCUCUAACUGGGCUUUUGGAAAAUGCUAUUGAUUGUCUCAAGAGUAAGGGUUUGAUCUUAUACUAUCACAUGAAAAAGAGGAAACAUACAUCACGUGCAGUUUCCAGCUUAAUGGAUGGCCAUGAAACCUACUAUACCAUCUGUGCCCUGCCAAGCAGCAGCUCGCAGAACACAGAUCUUGAAGUAAAACCAUACAAUUUUGUGGAUGCAGAACAGAUGGCUUGUCUGAAGUCACAGAUCUCCAAGGGCUGGAGAGCAGUGCGAGUGGAUUUGGUGGUUACACCGCAUGCUGAGUAUCCUUAUGCUCUUUUGGGAUGGACAGGAUCAAAGCACUUUGAGAGGGAACUCAGGAGGUACUCCUUGCACGAGAAAAAAAUGUCUCUAAACAGCCAUGGGCUUUAUGACACUGAAAAGAGAUGUUACCUACCCGCUCAUUCUGAAGAGGAAAUCUUUAAACAUCUUGGCUUGACAUACAUUUCACCUUCUGACAGAAAUGCCUGACUGGUGAAGGUUUACGACUUCAUAACUCAGGUGUCAGGUACACAUAUCUGGAAGUACUGUAUCUUACCAACCUCGAAGGGAUGCUUUGCUGCAUGUACACUGAGGCCAGUGUUCAAGGUGUGGAUCAUGAGCCUUGGCAUUGAUCCAAAGAAAUAUUGUGCUUAUUAUCAAAAAAAUUUUCAGAACAUGGAAGGCAUUACAUGGCAAGCACAUUAAAAAGGACAUUUUAGAACCCUAGCGUCUGGCCGGACAUUCAAGUCACACAAAAGUGGUGCCCUAUAAGCUACCGUAUAUACUCGAGUAUAAGCCGACCCGAAUAUAAGCCGAGGCCCCUAAUUUUACCCCCAAAAACUGGGAAAACUUAUUGACUCGCGUAUAAGACUAGGGUGGG